CCUGUACCGCAUGGUGUUGGUGAUCUAAGAGACAAAGCUUCAGCAGUUCAAGGUUUAGGAAGUAGGGGAUGAGAAGUGUUAGUUCGGUGCUUGUGGCUUGUUUAGGGUGUAUUAAAUGUUGCAUUGGGUAUAAGUGGAACAGCAUCUCUUGCUCAAAAUUGCACAUCGUUGUCUGUGUUGCUUUUCAGUGAAAACAAUGUUCUCCAUGUUUACUUACCGAUGUUUGACAGUGGCCGUAUUGCUAGUAUGUGUAUCACAUGUAACAGGUUUUUCGUGUGAAGCUGGGUGCCCAGGUUUCCUCGAUGAUCCUGAUAAAGACAAAUGCUGUUUAACUGAAUAUGGAUUACCAAGAUGCUGCACAUCUAUAGAGUACCAUAAGCAGGUAUUGAAAGAUGGUGUUAAUGGAGCUCUGAACGAUUGGCAGGGCAACUUAGCAUCAGGGGACUGGAAUGGCAAUAGACCACUGCAAGAUAAUAGAGAUUGGGAGAUCAGUACAUUUGAUGGAGACUCAAAGUUUCCUACAAUACUUAUCAUAAUUGCUAUGGCAGCACUUUUUGGAAUUGUCGUUACAUGUUACAUACUCUGUUUAUGCUGCCCAUGUUGCUUACUCUACAAGCGAAGAAAGAGAGGAGCUGUUUACAGGCGUGUUGUAACACCCACAGUGACAGUUCCACAAGCGAACCAGUCAUCUGCAGCAGUUGUGCCCAAUCAUCCUCAAGAGGCAAACUUCACACAGCCAACUACAGUUGGGGCAGGUUUGAUGCCCAGUGUAUAUAACCAGCCACCUCAGCCUUUGGAAACAAAUUUUGCUGCGCCAGUCACAAUGGGACCACCUAUGGGAUAUAGUGGGUACAAUCCAGUACAUCAUCCUCAAGUUGCCAUGCAGCCACCUCCUCCAUAUAGUGUUGCAGUUGCAGGUGAUCCUUAUCCCAAACAGGCACCAUAUAAUCCAUUAUAUCAACAGUAAAAGGAAAAAAAAAACUUAAAUUUUUUAACUCACUGCAAUGACUGCAUAAUUUGGUCAUAAAUAUUGCCAAAGGGUGAAAGUUUGUUGUAUGUUGACACGAGUUCAUAAUGUCUAUGUAAGGAAUGGAUACGAACCUCUUACUCAAAUCUAUGACUCCCUACCUUGCACAGUUUAGAAUUUAGGAAAGAGAAAGGUAAAGAGAAUUUAAUAGUUCAUCAGUAAUAAAUAUCUAGGUACAUUUCAUGUAUCAUAUUUUAUAAAUGUGACCUACUUAUAUUGUGUGCUUCCAUAUAUCAGUGAAUAUAUUUAGUGUGGGGCAUUUGCCUCGCAAUUUUGAAAAUUAACGAUAUUGAGCACUUUGUUUAAAUUUUUAUACCAUUCUAAAAAGUAGUAAAAAUGUUGUAAUUAUAUACUGCCAUGCUGAGCAGUACUUUUUUGAAGUCGGUGUAUAGGAACUUCGUUAGAAUUCUGAAAUUACAUAAUGUGCUUCCAUAUACAAGAAUUGUAUUACGUAUUCAAAGACUUCAAAUCGACAGUCUUGUGACUUGCCACUAAAAGAUUCAUUUUUGGGUGCUAUAAGGUGGGUGCCUUGAAAUAGUCAUCUACUUUUUAGAGUAUUUUUUAUGUAACUAUAAUUAUGAAUUGAUCUGAAUUAGUGUUUGUGAAUUGUGUUACUGUGUUAAACACCAGUAAAGAUUCCUAAAAUCAUGACACUAGAGUUAUAAGAAACUACUGUAGAGCUUUAUCAAUUUUUUGAAAAAUAAAAGGAUUUUUCUAGUUU
This is a messenger RNA of Schistocerca cancellata (South American locust), 1748 nucleotides long. Its product is annotated as protein shisa-5-like. The transcript is spliced from 5 exons. NCBI's taxonomy places the organism in Eukaryota, Metazoa, Arthropoda, Insecta, Orthoptera, Acrididae. The record is from RefSeq and is a predicted model, not a curated record. Bases 197 to 967 code for a protein of 256 amino acids.